Arachis stenosperma is the source of this 1292-nucleotide messenger RNA. RefSeq names its product 2-oxoglutarate-dependent dioxygenase AOP3-like. Lineage: Eukaryota; Viridiplantae; Streptophyta; Magnoliopsida; Fabales; Fabaceae. The record is from RefSeq and is a predicted model, not a curated record. Gene Ontology annotation, molecular function: dioxygenase activity. The coding region runs from base 17 to 988 and encodes 323 amino acids. The transcript is spliced from 2 exons.
UAUUGAUCAAACAAUAAUGGGAUCACAAACAAGAGUGUGUCCAUUUCCUGUAAUUGAUUUGAGCGAUGAAAAGAUGAAGGCAGGCACGGAGGCAUGGGUGUCGGCGUGCCGUGUGGCGAGGACGGGGAUGGAGGAGCACGGUUGUUUUGUGGUGCGGUUCGAUAAGGUUGGGGAGUCGCUAUGCAAGUGUCUUGUGUCAGCAAUGGAGGAACUAUUUGGUCUGCCAGUGGAAACAAAAGCACAGAAGACGAGUGACAAGCUUUUUCAUGGUUACUUGGGACAAGUCUCCUGGAUUCCCUUGUAUGAAUCUUUGGGCAUUGAUGACCCUUUCUCUAUGCCUGCUUGCCAACACUUUGCAAACAUAAUGUGGCCUCAAGGCAAUAACCGUUUCUGUGAAAGGAUUAAUGAGUAUGCAAAGCUAAUGGGGGAAAUAGACCAUAUAGCAAAGAGGAUGGUGUUUGAGAGCUACGGAGUGGACAUGGAAAGAUGCAAAUUGAUGAUAGAAUCAAGCGACUAUCUGCUUCGAUGCCAAGAAUAUAGGCCACCCAAGAACGAUGAGGAUGAAACAGGAUUGCAGCCUCACACAGACUUAACCAUCACAUCAAUAGUUCACCAACUCAACAAUCUCAAUGGCUUAGAAAUCAAAGCCAGCGAUGGAGUCUGGAGAGGUGUUGAUGCUUCUCCUUCUUCCUUUGUUGUCAUGGCUGGUGAUGCAUUCAAGGUUUGGAGCAAUGGUAGGAUAAGGCCAUGCGAACACAGAGUUACAGUGAGUAGUGAUGUCAAGAAUCUAAGAUACUCUACGGGACUCUUUUCUUUCUGCUCCAACACAUUCGAGAUUCCUCAGGAGUUGGUCAAUCAACAACAUCCCUUGCGUUACAAAACAACCUUCCACCAUUAUGAUUAUCUUCGCUUCUUUGAUGAAAGCAAGAUCAAAGAUCUUGAUACUCGGAUUCAAGCCUAUUGUGGAAUCUCAUCCAAUCAUGAAUGAUUCUUCUACACUUGCUCUGUUUCUUCUCUGUCUAUUACGUUAGACUUAUUUGCUACUACCUUAAUUAUGUGAUGGUGGAAAUUUAGUCGACUUCACGUGAGAGCAGUUAGAUGAUUUGAUUGAUUUGGCUAAAUUUUCAUUUAACAACUCUCAGCUAUCAACUUCACGUAAAGUCGAUUGCACUUGAGUUUCUACCUUACGUGAUUAGUCGAACCCGAAAUGAUAGUCGAAAACUGUUAUAUCUUAAAUCAUCUUUAUAUAAAAAUAAAAAAUACAUGUAUGUGAUGAGUAACCACCUUAAUUA